CAUAUAACCAAGCAAGAGCUUUUUAAAAAAUCCUUAAUUAAGUCGUUUUUUUUUUGGGCAAAAUGGCAUCAAAGCAACAAAGCCGCGAAGAGCUUGAUGAGAUGGCCAGGCAAGGAGAGACGGUCGUGCCAGGUGGCACUGGCGGCAAAAGCGUUGAAGCUCAAGAGCAUCUCGCUGAAGGAAGGAGCAAGGGAGGGCAGACGAGGAAAGAGCAGCUUGGGCAUGAAGGGUACCAGGAGAUGGGUCACAAGGGAGGAGAGACGAGGAAAGAGCAACUUGGGCAUGAAGGGUACCAGGAGAUGGGUCACAAGGGAGGAGAGGCGAGGAAGGAGCAGCUUGGGCACGAGGGUUAUCAGGAAAUGGGUCACAAGGGAGGAGAGGCGAGAAAGGAGCAGCUAGGGACCGAGGGUUACAAGGAAAUGGGACACAAGGGAGGCGAGGCGAGGAAGGAGCAGCUAGGGACCGAGGGUUACAAGGAAAUGGGACACAAGGGAGGAGAGGCGAGGAAAGAGCAACUAGGGACCGAGGGUUAUAAGGAGAUGGGUCACAAGGGAGGAGAGGCGAGGAAGGAGCAGCUAGGAACCGAGGGUUAUAAGGAGAUGGGACGUUUAGGAGGACUCACUACGAAGGACAAAUCUGGUGGAGAGCGUGCGGAGGAGAAAGGGAUUGAGAUCGAUGAGUCUAAGUUCACCAACAAGUGAUAGUAGCUAGUAAAGUCCGCUGCAACAUCCUGUACGAUAAUCUGAAUAAGUAACCUCUAGGUUUUGUGAGUUGCAGCGUGUGUCUUACUAAUUAGGUUUAAUGUCUAGUUUAAUUUUCAUGUGUGUGAUAUAACUACGCUAAGCUUGUACUAACGGUAGGGUUGUACCGCUCUGGAAGUUUUUUGAGUUUUUGGUGAGGGUGCAAUCAAAAUGGUAUAUCCGGUUAUG
Molecule: messenger RNA, 929 nt
Organism: Eutrema salsugineum
Lineage: Eukaryota; Viridiplantae; Streptophyta; Magnoliopsida; Brassicales; Brassicaceae
Product: em-like protein GEA1
Exons: 2
Coding region: 63-701 (212 amino acids)
Biological process (GO): response to abscisic acid
Cellular component (GO): cytosol
Source: RefSeq, a predicted model, not a curated record